AUUGCUAAAAACGAUUGAAGCAAAAUGUAAAAGUCGAUCCGAAACGCCAUUUUUGUCUGCUUUUCAUUGUACACACAACGAAUCGAAUUUGAUACAUAAAAAAGAUAAAUUGUUUAAAAUUCUUUUUCUUUAAGUUCGGUAUUUUAUGCAGAAAGGUGCAAUUUAUUCAAAAAAGUGCUGGAAAAUACUAAAAAACAAACGAACAUAAAUUCCAAUACAGAUUGUUUUAUAAGUGCUCAUGAGUAGUAUUCGGGAAGCGGCGGAGAGAGAUCGCAUCACGGUUAAAAUUCAUAAUAUGAAACGUAGCGCUUCGCGCGAAUCUCCAUUACGAACAAAACGUGGUAGACCAGGAAGUAUGGGACGAUACGAUGAUAGUUCAGAUGAACGGAUGAGUCCAGAUCGUUUACGACGCCGGGUGGCUCGAACGCCAAGCCCGCGUGUACGUUAUAUAUCACCGCAUCGUGAAGAAUAUGUUCGCGUACCGCGUGAACCGCCACAUGAACGUGGACAUCCGUACAAAGUGCUUUGUGUCAGUCCAUUACAUCCAAAAGCAAGUGACGAAUUUAUCAAGGAAACAUUGUUUCGUGAAUAUAAGAAAUUUGGCGACUUUAGCAUUCGCAUUUCACAUGAUCUUGAAGAACGUGUUGCAUAUGUUUGUUUCCGCACAUCAGAAGAUGCACGAGAAGCAAAACAUGCCAAACCAAGAAUUGUUCUAUACGAUAAAGUUGCGCUGGUUGAACCAGUCUAUGAAUCACGUAGCAAAUAUGAAUACAAACGAUCCAUUUCACCGGAAUAUGAACGACCUUACUAUGGUGCAUCACCUGUGCCCGAUCGUCGUCGUGUGCCACCUGAAAUGUAUGAACGUUACGGUGGACCACCGCCGCAUGUGAUGCAUCAUCCAAGAGAAUUUCGGCCACCAAUGCAUCAUGAAUCAGUUUAUAUGCCACGUGGACCACCAAUGCAUCAUGCUCAUCCUCCACCUCAUAUGCAUCCACCACCACAUCAUCAUUAUGUUCCACGGCAUAUUAUACCGCGUCAUCCAGUGCCCGAAAAUAAAAAAGAAAAUAAAUUUCCGAAUUACUUGCAUCACGUGCAACCAGAGGAAGAUCCAUUGGCAACUCGAACUUUGUUUGCUGGAAAUCUUGAAAUUAAUAUUUCGGAAGAAGAAUUGCGUCGUAUCUUCGGUAAAUAUGGCACUUUAGAAGAUAUCGACAUAAAACGUCCGGCACCUGGAACAGGCAAUGCAUUUGCAUUCGUUCGUUUUCAAAAUUUGGAUAUGGCUCAUCGUGCCAAAGUUGAAUUGUCCGGUCAAUACAUUGGAAAGUUCCAAUGCAAAAUUGGUUAUGGAAAAGCAACGCCCACCACACGCAUCUGGGUUGGUGGCUUAGGUUCAUGGACAUCGCAUACACAGCUUGAACGUGAAUUUGAUCGUUUCGGUGUAAUUAAGAAGAUUGAAUAUCAAAAGGGUGACAUUCAAGCAUACAUUUUAUAUGAAUCAAUUGAGGCUGCUCAAGCGGCAGUCAAAGAAAUGAGAGGUUUUGCAUUAGGUGGACCAGAUAGACGUUUGCGCAUUGAUUUCUCCGAUCCAAAUCCACCAACAACACCUGCAUUUAAACCGAAACCACCAACUGGUGCAUAUGAAGAACAAACUGAACACUAUCGUCGACCAGAUUAUGAUUACCAUGAACCACACCAUUAUGAAGAGGGUGGUGGCUAUUAUCCACCGUAUGUUCCCAGAGGUGGAUAUCGUGGACGUGGACGCGGAAGAGGCAGCUAUCGUGGUGCAUAUUCGGGACAUGAAAGUCAUCGUCCACCACCAGAAGAAGAAUGG
This is a messenger RNA of Contarinia nasturtii (swede midge), 1831 nucleotides long. Its product is annotated as RNA-binding protein spenito-like. Gene Ontology annotation, molecular function: mRNA binding. The record is from RefSeq and is a predicted model, not a curated record. NCBI's taxonomy places the organism in Eukaryota, Metazoa, Arthropoda, Insecta, Diptera, Cecidomyiidae. The transcript is spliced from 5 exons. Gene Ontology annotation, biological process: regulation of alternative mRNA splicing, via spliceosome. Gene Ontology annotation, cellular component: nucleus. The annotation marks the transcript as partial.